GUGCUACAGCACGCUAAGGAUAGGAUCGGCUUAAAGUCUAGUCGUAGGCGACGUCUCCAGUCCACCCUCUGUCAUAGCUCUCUUACACGACUAGUCUCUGCACACAGCACACAAUGGCUGCAGAGGACGCCCCGCGCAAAUGCUCAGGCCAGGACUGUGAAAACGACGCCAGCGCUCUGCAAUGUCCAAACUGCCAGAAACUCGGAAAGGAGAGCUACUUCUGUUCCCAAGAAUGUUUCAAGCGCAACUGGGGUGAGCAUAAGAAGGUGCACAAGUCACAAAGUAGUAUUCUCUCCAAUAUCUUCACGCCGAAAGUAGUUUCUCACCCGGAUCCAGCCACAGGCCACUACAACCCAUUUCCUACCUACCCAUACACCGGGGCUCUCAGGCCCGUAUACCCGCUGUCACCGCGCCGAGAAGUUCCAAAGCACAUUCGAUUGCCAGACUACGCGAAAGAUGGAAUCCCGCGGUCCGAACAAGUAUUUGUCAACAGGAAUAAGAUUACCAUUUUGAACAAAGAAGAACAGGAUGCCAUGCGCAAAGUGUGCCGAUAUGGACGCGAGAUAUUAGAUAUCGCGGGCAGAGCUGCGAAGCCCGGCGUCACCACAGACUACAUUGAUGAAAUUGUCCACAAGGCCACCAUUGAGCGCGAUUCUUACCCAUCACCCCUCAACUACUGCAAUUUCCCAAAGUCCGUUUGCACGUCGCUUAACGAGGUCAUCUGCCACGGCAUUCCCGAUCAGAGAGUACUGAAAGACGGAGACAUCCUCAACAUCGAUAUCUCUGUCUACCACGGCGGUUUCCACGCGGACCUGAACGAGACCUACUAUAUUGGAGACAAAGCAUUGGCAAAUCCAGACGCCGUACGGGUCACCGAGACUGCGCGAGAAUGCUUGGACAAGGCCAUUGAAAUCGCAAAGCCAGGCACUCUUUUCCGGGAAUAUGGCAACGUCAUCGAGAAGCAUGCCAAAAGCAAAAACUGCAGCGUGAUCAGGACGUAUUGCGGACACGGUGUCAACCAGCUUUUCCACUGUGCACCCAACGUUCCUCAUUAUGCGAAGAACAAGGCAGUUGGGCAAGCGAAGCCGGGAAUGUGUUUCACAAUUGAACCUAUGAUCAGUAUUGGAACACACCGAGAUAAGACAUGGCCGGACGAUUGGACAAGUGUAACCCAAGAUGGUUCACUGACGGCGCAGUUUGAACACACUCUACUCAUAACAGAAGACGGCGUAGAGGUACUGACGGCAAGGUUACCGGACUCACCCGGUGGCCCUGUGCCAAUGCCGACUGCCACCAGCAACGAAUCAAACGGGGAGGCAAAAGCUGACUCUUGAACGGAAUGAGACAGUCGCAAGGGAGUCUGAAUAGAAACCUGCCAAACAAUAGGAUAGUUGAGUUGCGACGAGGCUAAGAGUGCAGCUACCCAUUCAUAUCCCGCAAGCCAUGAUAGUAGUCUCGUAUGCACCAGGCCGGCCUGCGAUGGCCGGCGCUAACACUUGCCAUGUCAACAUAGUGAUAGCGUCUCUUGUGCCGGAACAGUUGUGGCGGCGCAAAGCUCAAAUGGGCCAUUAUCCAUCACAUGAGGCUCCAGUCAGACGAGGGUGGCCCGCCUGCGCUCU
Messenger RNA from Bipolaris sorokiniana ND90Pr, 1619 nucleotides. RefSeq lists its product as uncharacterized. Gene Ontology annotation, biological process: proteolysis. NCBI's taxonomy places the organism in Eukaryota, Fungi, Ascomycota, Dothideomycetes, Pleosporales, Pleosporaceae. The coding region runs from base 114 to 1334 and encodes 406 amino acids. The transcript has 4 exons. Gene Ontology annotation, molecular function: metalloaminopeptidase activity. The record is from RefSeq and is a predicted model, not a curated record.